Molecule: messenger RNA, 1350 nt
Organism: Histoplasma mississippiense
Lineage: Eukaryota; Fungi; Ascomycota; Eurotiomycetes; Onygenales; Ajellomycetaceae
Exons: 3
Coding region: 1-1350 (449 amino acids)
Biological process (GO): tRNA wobble base 5-methoxycarbonylmethyl-2-thiouridinylation
Cellular component (GO): elongator holoenzyme complex; cytoplasm; nucleus
Molecular function (GO): iron-sulfur cluster binding; catalytic activity
Source: RefSeq, a predicted model, not a curated record
AUGGCAACGGAGACCUUGACUGCGCUGCCCGCCACGCAACUGCACAAACCCCAGAAACCCGCAAAGCUUCCCCCCGAGAAUGAACGGUAUAUGAGAGCCUGUUCUGAUAUUGCAAACGCUCUCAUCCAAGAAUUUGAGUCCCAGCGAGACCCCACGAGGCCUAAGAAGGAUGUCAAUCUCAAUAAGCUGCGGGGUCAGAUAUCGAAAAAGCACCAGCUGAGCACCCAGCCUCCGCUGACAGCCAUUAUAUCUGCUGUCCCAGAGCAUUAUAAGAAAUACAUUCUCCCAAAGCUGAUUGCGAAACCGAUAAGAACAUCGUCUGGAAUCGCCGUCGUUGCUGUAAUGUGCAAGCCACACCGGUGUCCCCAUAUCGCCUAUACUGGAAACAUCUGCGUCUACUGUCCUGGUGGCCCCGACUCUGAUUUCGAAUAUUCUACGCAGUCGUAUACCGGAUACGAACCGACAUCCAUGCGCGCUAUCAGAGCUCGAUAUGAUCCUUUCGAGCAAGCGCGGGGUAGAGUCGAACAAAUCAAAUCACUUGGACACAGCGUGGAUAAAGUGGAAUAUAUUAUCAUGGGGGGAACUUUCAUGUCGCUUCCGGAAGAUUAUCGAGACGAAUUCAUAUCGCAACUACACAAUGCGCUCAGCGGUUAUCAGACCAAAAAUGUAGACGAGGCGGUCCAGGCCGGGGAAAUGAGUAAUAUUAAAUGUGUCGGAAUCACCAUCGAGACGCGGCCAGAUUACUGCCUAGAUACGCACCUAAGCAGCAUGCUCCGAUAUGGUUGCACGCGGCUCGAGAUCGGUGUGCAGAGUCUCUACGAAGACGUCGCCCGCGACACCAACAGAGGCCACACCGUUAAAGCCGUAGCCGAAACAUUCAAGCUAUCCAAAGACGCCGGCUUCAAAGUCAUCAGCCACAUGAUGCCAGACCUUCCUAACGUUGGCAUGGAGCGCGACCUCGACCAGUUCCGUGAAUAUUUCGAGAACCCGGAUUUCCGCACUGAUGGCCUGAAGAUCUACCCAACUCUCGUAAUCCGCGGCACAGGAUUAUACGAACUUUGGCGCACAGGCCGCUACAAAAACUACACCCCAAACGCCCUCAUCGACAUUGUCGCCCGUAUCCUCGCCCUCGUUCCACCCUGGACUAGAAUCUACCGCGUGCAGCGUGACAUUCCCAUGCCCCUCGUCACCUCGGGUGUGGAAAACGGCAACCUCCGCGAGCUCGCACUGAGCCGCAUGAAGGAUUUCGGAACCACAUGUCGCGACGUGCGCACGCGCGAGGUGGGCAUCAACGAAGUGAAGAACAAAAUCCGCCCCCAAUGGCGGGUGGGAAACGUUCUUGGCCUAUGA